UAUAAACCUUGACUUUGAGGUUUCGUGCAACAGUGCCUACUAUAAUAUAGCUUCUCUCCAUUCUCUAAAUAUCAGCAGUUUCAUUACCAAUCUCCAGACCCCAAAAAUCUCCAAAAAUGCAAGAAAAGAAGGCGGAAACGGGAAGUAAAAAUGCAAAGAAGGCGAAUCUCUUAGAUCACAACUCCAUCAAACACAUCCUCGAUGAAUCAGUCUCUGAGAUUGUCACGAGCCGUGGAUAUGUAGAAGAUGUGAGGCUGAGCAAUGUCAGAUUGUUCCUUGGAACGAUUAUAAUUGUAAUCGCUCUUUUUGCUCAAUUUUACAAAAAGAAGUUCCCCGAAAACCGAGAUUUCCUCAUCGGUUGCAUCGUAUUGUAUAUAGUUUUCAAUGGAUUACUCCAGCUGAUUAUCUACACAAAGGAAAAGAAUGCAAUUCUAUUUACUUAUCCUCCUGCUGGAUCCGUCACCAGCACCGGUUUAGUGGUCUCUUCAAAGUUGCCAAGAUUCUCUGAUCUUUAUGCACUUACUAUAGCGAGUGCAGAUCCCAAGUCCAUAUCUGCCGGGAAACCAGUAGAGUUUACCAAAAGUGUUACCCAGUGGCUCACAAAGGAUGGAGUAUUGGUGGAGGGCCUAUUCUGGAAAGAUGUUGUGGCACUAAUAGAUGAUUAUUCAGCAGAACCGAAGAAAAACAAGUGAUCUAGAUAGCAAGGCUUACCUUGAUAGGUUACCGGUGACUGAAUUCUGGCCAUGUUGUGACUUUGAUAUAGAUGUGCACUAAAAUUAUUGUUCUUGUGUUGAAAAUUUUGAACUAAAAAUCAACUUUGCCUGAAGAUUAGGGGACAAUUUACAUCGUUAGUCAAUAACGAUUCCUGCUAAUGAAUGAGCUUUGGCAUCAUUAGCUUUAUUGAAUGUUGUAUCUAUUGCCGUGUUC
This is a messenger RNA of Durio zibethinus, 927 nucleotides long. RefSeq names its product signal peptidase complex subunit 2-like. Gene Ontology annotation, cellular component: signal peptidase complex; membrane. NCBI's taxonomy places the organism in Eukaryota, Viridiplantae, Streptophyta, Magnoliopsida, Malvales, Malvaceae. Gene Ontology annotation, biological process: protein targeting to ER. The record is from RefSeq and is a predicted model, not a curated record.